This is a messenger RNA of Mus musculus (house mouse), 2305 nucleotides long. It is a transcript of the gene Kng2, whose product is annotated as kininogen 2. Gene Ontology annotation, biological process: signal transduction; negative regulation of proteolysis; negative regulation of cell adhesion. Gene Ontology annotation, molecular function: cysteine-type endopeptidase inhibitor activity. Gene Ontology annotation, cellular component: extracellular region. Lineage: Eukaryota; Metazoa; Chordata; Mammalia; Rodentia; Muridae. The record is from RefSeq and is marked validated. The coding region runs from base 193 to 2127 and encodes 644 amino acids. The transcript is spliced from 10 exons.
AGAGUCCUGUUUGUUCUCUGGGAAGAGGGCACACAAGAGGUGACUUCAAGAAUCUAAAUAGGGGCCUAAGUGGUGAGGCAGAGAGAGCUGAGGCAGGAGAGAUCAGAGCCCGGAGGCUGCCAAAAUCAGCUUCUGAGUUGGUUUCCCAUUCUUGGCAAAACAGUCCCUCAGUUCUAGAGGGACCCUUAAAUCAUGAAGCUCAUUACUACACUGCUCCUCUGCUCCGGACUCCUGCUGACUUUAACACAGGGAGAAGAAGCGCAGGAAAUUGACUGCAAUGAUGAGGCUGUAUUUCAGGCUGUGGAUGCCUCUCUGAAGAAGCUUAAUGCUAGGUUACAAAGCGGCAACCAGUUUGUGUUGUACCGAGUGACCAAGCGCGCUAAAAUGGAUGGCUCUGCAACCUUUUAUUCCUUCAAUUAUCAAAUCAAGGAGGGCAACUGCUCUGCUCAGAGAGGCCUGGCGUGGCAGGACUGUGACUUCAAGGACUCUGAGGAAGCCGCCACUGGAGAAUGCACAGCAACUAUGGGGAAGAAAGAAAAUAAGUUUUUCAUAGUCACCCAGACCUGCAAGAUUACUCCAGGUAAGGGCCCCAUAGUGACAGAGGAGUACCACUGUGCGAGUUGUGUGCAUCCCAUAUCGGCAGAUAAUCCAGACCUGGAGCCUGUUUUGAAACACGCCAUCGAAUAUUUCAACAACAACACAGGUCACAGCCACCUCUUUGCUCUCAGAGAAGUAAAAAGUGCCCAAGGACAGGUGGUGGGUGGCCUGAAUUUUGACAUUAUCUACACAAUUGUGCAAACAAAUUGUUCAAAGGAGCGUUUUCCUUCCCUCCGUGGAGACUGUGUGGCACUUCCCAAUGGUGAUGGUGGUGAGUGUAGAGGUAAUGCUUUCCUGGAUACUGAUAACAAAAUUGAGGACUUCACGCAGAGCUGUGACCUUCAUCCAGGAGAUGAUUUGGUAGAAGCGCUUCCCAAGCCUUGCCCUGGCUGCCCCAGGGACAUACCUGUAGACAGCCCAGAGCUGAAGGAGGUGCUUGGUCAUUCCAUUGCACAGCUAAAUACAGAGAAUGACCAUCCUUUCUAUUUCAAGAUUGACACCGUGAAAAAAGCAACAUCACAGGUGGUAGCAGGAACUAAUUAUGUUAUUGAGUUCAUAGCCAGAGAAACCAAAUGUUCCAAGGAAAGUAACACAGAGCUGACAGAAGAUUGUGAGAUCAAGCACCUUGGACAAAGUCUCGACUGCAAUGCUAACGUGUACAUGAGACCUUGGGAGAACAAAGUCAUCCCGACUGUGAAAUGCCAAGCAUUAGAUAAGACUAUUCCUAUCCGAAGGAGGCCUCCAGGCUUUUCUCCUUUCCGGUCAGCCAAAGUACAAGAAACAAAAGCAGGAACAACUGUAAGUCCACCCUACAUUGUCAGAGAGCAAAAAGAGGGGAAUGGCUGGUUGAAUGAAAAGCAAAUCAAGGCUAAGAAUCACAGUGGUCAUAAGUAUGGUCAUGACCAUGCACAUUGGUCCCCAAGGAGGCAUGGCCUUGGCCAUGGACACCAGAAACCACAUGGCCUUGGUCAUGGACAUCGACUUAAACUUGAUUAUCUUAGACACCAAAGGGAAGAUGGCAGUGACCAUACACACACAGAGGGACAUGGUUAUGGUCAUGGUCAUGGUCAUGGUCAUGGUCAUGGUCAUAGUCAUGGUCUUGGUCAUGGUCAUGAUAAGCAAACAAAUAAAGACAAAAGCAGUGUAAAGCAGACUGCCCAGAGAACAGAACCUUUGGCAAGCUCUUCUGAAUACAGUACUACAUCUACACAGAUACAGGAGAGGACAGAAGGGCCCACCUUGACCCCUCCCCGAGCCCAGCCAACUGUUACCUCUUCUGGCUUUCAGGACUCAGAUUUCAUUGAAGAUGUGGUAGCUAUCACCCCACCAUAUGACACUGGGGCCCCUGAUGAUUUGAUCCCUGAUAUCCAUGUACAGCCAGAUAGCCUUUCAUUUAAGCUGAUAUCUGAUUUUCCAGAAGCAACUUCCCAGAAAUGUCCUGGGCGCCCAUGGAAGCCAGCUAGCUGGAAGGAUCCAAACACAGAAACAACAGAAUUUUCUGAUUUUGAUCUCCUUGAUGUUCUUUCUUAACUUACACAGCCUAGGUAGCUUCACAAAUGUUCUCCCAGCCUUUCUUUCUACUGCCCAAGCACAAACAUUGUGACCUAAGUCAUCCAGCCAUGGUGAUCAGAACAGCCUGUCAAUGGGACUUUAUAACUCCCUGUGGACUGAUUGAUAAUAAAGCUGCCGUCAUUCUGAAUCCCUCUGA